This is a messenger RNA of Nasonia vitripennis (jewel wasp), 5462 nucleotides long. RefSeq lists its product as uncharacterized. NCBI's taxonomy places the organism in Eukaryota, Metazoa, Arthropoda, Insecta, Hymenoptera, Pteromalidae. The coding region runs from base 809 to 4345 and encodes 1178 amino acids. The record is from RefSeq and is a predicted model, not a curated record. The transcript has 4 exons.
UCGAUCCUUGAAUGAGUUAUUCGUUACUCGCGUUAGCGUCUAUAGAUCACUAUUUGUACUGAUUUACUAUUAAUUGUUUUGAAAACGACGUCAGAUUGUCAUUUCGCCAUUGUGAAAAUUCGAUACAUGUCGAAUACUCAUCGCCUAUAACUUGCACUGAUUGAAUCUGUAUAGUUUUGUGCGAUGUGAGUGUCGGGAUUGUAUAUACUUAUAGGAUGCAAUAUUGCUUACUGUGCCAGAAAUUUUUACAACUGCAAAACCAGUGCCCCAUAUACGACAUCAGAAAAUAACUGAAGCCAAGCUGUAGUGAGAAUCUGAUGGAUUUAUCAACAAGGUGACGAUGCUUUUUAUUUUUAAAACUAGAAAAAGGUCCUGGCGUGAAAUAAACGUUCAUCAUCAAUAACCGUAUCAAUAUCGGCGAUUUCGAGCCAUCCGAAGUGUAAGCCGUGUAAUCAAGAAGAGGUCGAUUGUUUUGGCUCGCAGUAGUACUUUCAUUCAAUGGAUUUAUCUUCAGGCUAAAAUUACCAAUGUCUUCGAGCGUUUCAACGCCUCGUGCUCAGCUACGCCUCCACAGGACAGCGAAUUUUUGAAUUUUGCCGUUGCGCCGAGUCUGUUAUAGCAACGCCGCGGCCAUUUUUGUGCAACAAGUGUCAAGUAUUAUUGGUUAUGUUUUCUUACGCCGAGUCAGUUUUCUAUAUGUAAACAAUCCCGGUUUAUCGAUGCUCAGCUUCUCAAAAAUACAAACGUUGCUAAUGACACUUACAUCAAGAUUAUACGUUUAAGAAGAAAUUCAUUAAAAAAAACAAACAUGGAUUCUUGGGAAGCUCUUGUUAUACAAUGGGUCAAUUGUUUGCAUGAAAACUCGAAUGACUAUGUUCGUAACAUCGAAGAGUUGAAAGAUGGAAGGAUUUAUUGGAAUCUAAUUAACAAAUUAAAAUCAUGGAGUUGUAAAGAGUACAGUGAUUGUCAAAGAGAUAUGGUUUUUGAGUUUCUUAAUGAGGAAUAUCCAAACUUUGCCUGUAAUAGUACAAGCGAUAUAGUAGAUAAUUUGUGUGUUGGAUUACUCGUUUUGUCCAGACUAUCAUUGGAGCCAGUCUUUCAUAAAUCCUUAUGCGUGAAUCUAAGCUAUGACUUGCAGAUCAAGAUAAAAUCAAUUCUAGAAACUAUUUAUGCAUUAGGAAAAAAUGUAACUGCAGAUGAGCUUUGUAAAACAUUUUCUUUAUCUGAUAAAACUGAUUUCAAGUCUUUGUCAACAAGAUCAAAGCGUAUCUUGGAGGAGUUUUUGAAUUCUCCUGUAGUCAAAUCAGUACAGAGUGAAAAGAAAAUGUACGAACAAACAAGACACAUAAGACAUUUACGAGCUGACAUUGAAACUCUGUGUUAUGAAAAAUCUGAACUUAUCGAAGAUAUCAAAGUCCAGAAGAAACAGAUAGAUGAAUUACAAAAUAAAUUACAAGAUACUUUAUCUGAAUUAAAAUUGCUCAGAGCAAAUAAUGUAGAUCCUGACAAUUAUGAUUCUACUCAGGAACAAAGAGAUGUAAAGUCGAUUGAAUUAUCUUAUAAAAACGAAUUGAAAAGUUUGGAAAAAUAUGUAGCUGAGCUACAAAAUGAUAAUUGCAAACUGCAAGAUGAAAAAAAUGAUCUGAUUGGCGAAGUGAAAUUGUGUAAGGCAAAGUGUCGUACUGUAGAAGAAAAGAAUACAAAUAAUGACCAAAUCAUUGAAUCCAUGUUGUUUCAAAUAGAGAAAAAAGACGAUGAAUUAACAGAAUUAAAAAUGAGAUAUGAAGAAUUGCGAAACUAUAUAAAAGAAAAAUCGGUGCAAUUAAGUAAUCAAAGUUUUGAAUUUGAUGACAGAAUGGUUUGUGAAACAUCUUUUAACAAAAGUGAAGCAUUAAGUUCUGUAAUUGAAAUUCAGUUGCAAGAUACAAAAAAAGAUCUCGUGGAGAUGCAAAACGCAUUCAAAGAUGUAAAUUCAGUAUGCACAGUUCUGAUAGAAGAGUAUGUAAAACUGAAGAAGAAAUAUGAUAUUUUGUUUACUUUAAAAGCAGAAGUAAAACAUGUCGAGCCAUCAAAAUGUGAGAAAUGUGAUCUAAGGGAAAAAGAAGAAGCUCAAAAGAUAGUAAGAGACAUUCACAAUAUUGUGCCAGUAGAAUUGCAGAAGGAAUUAAAAUGUGAAAAAUGUGAUUUAAGAGAAAAAGAAGCUCAAAAAGCAGUAAGUGAUAUUGACAAUAUUGAGCAGCUAGAACCACAGGAUGACAUGGAAGAGCAGUAUGUUGUUGCAAAAUUGGAGAGCUACAAAAAGAUCGUUAAAAAUGAAAUAAAACUAUCAUUUGCAGAUAUUCUUAAAGAUAAUUUGAGUAAUAGGAAUAACUCAACUUUUGUAAUGGAAUUAGUGAAUCAAUCUGAUAAGUAUAAAGGAAUCAAAACAUUAAAGAACAACAUAUCGUUUGCAUUGCAUAAAAAUACAAACGAAGAUUUAUUUGCAUACAAGGACACAUUUUAUAAUUCUAAUAAUCUGACUGAAAACAGUGAAGACUUGGAAAAAUCUAAAACAUUACAAGUGUACAAAGAAAACAAAAAUAUAAAUUUUAUAGAUAAUAAUAGCAUAAUAGUAAAAUUUUGUAAAAUGCUUUGUCAAGAAAAUUGGAACAGUCAAUUAUCAGACUUUGUACAAAUUUUAAACCGAUUCAUACAAACAGAAGCAGGUGUAAUGGCUGAAGAAAACCAUGUGUUAAGCAAGGUAUUAGAUUAUAAAGAAUUAGUUGAAACUAACGACAGAGAUACUCAAACAGAGAUGAAUGUACAGAGAUACUCAAAAGAUACUCAAACAGAGAUUAAUGUACAGAGAUACUCAAAAGAUACUCAAACAGAUGAGGAAUGUAACAGACUUUUAUCGUUUUAUAAAAAUAAUCUGGAAUAUUUGCAAUCAAUUUGGGUUUCCUUGCGUGAAUCGGCGUUUCAUACUUUCAAAAUAUACAAAGUAUUGUUAUUAUUAGACAAAAAUUGGAAUUUAGUCUUGGAAUCAUCAGAAGAUGUUAUUGAUAAGUCAAAAGCUCAACCGGAGUACAAAGAAUUAUUAGAAAAGAAAGCUAUUAUUGAAAAAGAACUAAAAAAUGCACAUUGGAAAAAUUUGGAGACUUUAUCUCUGAAUCUUAUUAAUUCAGUACAGUUUGUGACUCUUUUGAACAACACCAAUGACUGUUUACCAGCUAAUAAUGAAAAUCUGGAAGAUUGGUUUUCAAAUCAAUUAUCAUGUUUUAACUUGAAGAACUGUGAAAAAUUAAAAAAAGAACAUCAAACCUACAUUGCAAGUAAAAUUAUUAACAUCAAAAGAAGAAUAGAUAAUUAUCAGUAUUUGACAAGGUUGAUUGAGAAAAAACGCGCUCAAUCUUCUGCUGAACCCAUAGUUUUAGAAGACAAAGAAAAACAAAAAUCUGCAGACAAGAAACUUAUUAAAGAAGAAGACAUAAGUCAAUCGAAACAGUUUCAAAACUAUGUAAAAGAUAUUCACGAAAAGUACGAGUUGAAGCUUGAAAAAAUGAAAGAAAAAAUGAAAUCUGUGUACAACAAUCAAAUUAGCGCGAUGAAGAAAGAACAAGAAAUAUUGGCGAUGAGUAAACUUGAGGCUCUACAGUCUAAAUUCGAACAACAGUGCUUCAAUCACACAGAAGAUUUGAAAAUGUAUAAAAAGCACAUAAGUGAUCUGAGUACGCAACUCUGGGAUGUCGGGGAAAAAUUAAUCAUAGAAAGACAAAGAAAGGAAGAGGCUGUUCAGGAAUUGAAAAAAAUGAAGAGUAAAAGCGAUACUAUUGAAAGUCAGCAUCCAAAGUCUCUUAAGUACGAUCAAGAAAAUUUUGACGAGUCUAUGGCGAAACCAGAAAAAGCCGUUAACGCUUUGCAGUCGAUUGAAAAUACGUCAGUCCAUAAAAUGCAAAGUGUCAGAGGUUUCCAGAUAAUGGGCAACGCUUUCAAAACCGAAGACGAGGAAGGAGAAGUAUUCGAUACGACGUACCUUGCCGACAUGCAGAGAUCUAGAAACAGCAUUUCUUCAGCUGACUUGAACAGAUUAUCGAUACUGCAAAUGCGAAAUUCAAAGUGCAAGCCUCACCUAAAAUCAUCUUAUCCUGGUGAGUUGCAGAUCGCGCCUAUACCAUUCUCCGAAGAUGAGAUCAAGACUGGCUCCACUUCGGAAGAAGUUUUCAACGACAGUUUGAGUCAAAGUUUAUUGACUGGUAAAAAAGUCAAACGUAGUAAUAGAACGCGUACAGGUACGGAAACUCCGCGAAGGAGUCGUAGAUUCAGUAACAUCUUUCGGAAGCCUCGCUUAUCCAUGGAUCGAAAAUGAUUAAUGAGUCAGUGAAAUGUUUCGUUAGUUACCUUAUUUUAGAAAAGAAAACUCAUUUCAACAGGUGUGAUUUGAAAUUAUUAAUGAAAAAUGAAAAAAAAAAACGUAUGUAGCAUGUGUAAACAAUUACGACAGAGAAAUGAUCUUAAUUUUGCAAAAUUUAUAUAUGAGGUUUACGUUGGACUUAGCUAUAUCUAAGUACACAUGUAUACACAAACAAGUAGCUUUUAAUGGUAAGACUGACUCGGUGGAAAAAAAUGAUCGCGAUAUUAACUAAUAUGUAGGGUACUUGAAUAAAAUGCAUACAUUAUUUAUGCCUAAGUUUUUCGGCCACAUAAUUGAAAAUCUGUUUUAUCAGUUCGGCAAUAUUAUUUUAAUUAAUUUAGGAGUAGUAUAGUUUUUGUACUUUGACGUUUCGCCAUGUUUAAGAAUAAUGCUUCUAAUAAUUUUAAUCAUAAGUAAGUUUGCGAUAUGACAAAAAUAAUUUUAAAUGUUUUAUAAUUGAAACGCAAAGUUGUAUGAUUUCAAUACAACUGUAAUAGUAAUAAGUUUACUGUAAAUAUAAAAUUACUUCGAAAUAAAUUUUUGUAUUGGUAAGACGUUUUCAAUAUGUAACGAAAUGUAGCAAAUAAUGUGAGCUUAACAUUUUUUAUAAAUCUUAAAGUUUGUAACUUGAAAUUAAUGACGAGAUAUUUUUACUCGACAAAUGGUAUCAUAACGAGAGUCUCGAUGUGAAGCUCGAUUUCAAUGAUUUUUUAAAUCAAAGGAGAUCCUAUCUUAUACCUUCAAAACUUUAUAUAACAAUGUUAUCUCCAUUGACGUCCAUAGUGUUCAUCGAAUCUUUAAUACUUUGACACUCCGUGAAAAAUUGCGGAAUUAUUAUAUGAUUUUAAGGUUUCAGUGAUGCAUGAGAAUACAUAAUUAUGUAUAACAAUGUUAUCAUGAUUUUGUGUUUCGCAUUGCCAUAUCAUUGUUAAAAUGCGAAAAAAAACAUUUCAAUUUGAAUACUGUACAUUGUACGUUAUAUACAAUUUAGCUGGUGCUAAUCAAUUGUUUUACAUCGAAUUUAUAUAUGUUAACAAGAUUAAUAAAAGUUUAUAACAAUAUAAAGACGAUA